UUUGUGUACGACCUUGGUUAUUGGGUUUUCGUGCUAAUAAUCCCAUGAUCGCGUAAAUUUAAUCGGGAAUCAUUGAACUUGACUCCCUGCAUAAAUUCCAAGAUGUUGCAUCUCUGCAGGAAUGCGAAACCAUCUGUGAUUUGUGGUGCUAUCCAGCAAUCCGUGAGAUUCCUCUCAGUGAGCCAUGUAAGUGCAAGCAAUCGUCAGUGCAAAAUUCUCGUUGUUGGAGGCGGGUCUGGAGGAUGUUCUGUUGCGGCAAAACUCUCUUCGCGUCUAGGGCCAGGCAAGGUGGUGGUUCUGGAUCCAGCAGACAAUCACUACUACCAGCCAAUGUUUACUUUGGUUGGUGGGGGGAUGAAGAAACUGGAGGAUUCUGUCUGUUCCAUGAAGGAGACACUACCCUCCUUGGCCACCUGGGUCAGGGAUAGUGUGGCACAGUUUGAGCCGGCAGCUAAUGCCGUUGUCACGAGCAAUGGCGAGAGAAUUGAGUACGAACAAAUGGUAAUUGCAGUUGGCCUAGAACUUCGAUAUGAUCGAAUUCCGGGACUUUUGGAGGCUCUAGCAAUUCCAGGAGGGAAUGUUUGCUCCAACUAUUCCCCCAAGUAUGUCAAUCGGACAAUGGAGGCACUACAGAAAUUCCACCAGGGCAAUGCAGUGUUCACUUUUCCAAAUAGCCCGGUUAAAUGUCCAGGAGCACCGCAGAAAGUAGUUUACAUUUCUGAACACUAUUUGAGGAAAAACAGAAAACGCCGGGAAGCUAAGAUUAUCUACAAUACAGCUCUACCGGUAAUAUUUGGCGUGAAACACUAUGCUGAUGUUCUGUGGAAGGUUGUUGAACACCGGGACAUUGAAGUGAAUCUCCGGACAAAUCUCAAGCAGGUAAUUCCGGAGAGGAAUCAAGCGGUCUUUGAGAACUUGGAUAAACCUGGAGGAGAGCAUACAAUUGAGUAUUCCUUGCUCCAUGUAACCCCUCCAAUGGCUGCUCCCGAAGUCCUCUCAACCUGCCCAGGAUUAGCAAAUGCCGCUGGAUUUGUGGAUGUGAACAAGGACACCCUGCAACAUGUAAAGUUUCCCAAUAUCUUCGCCAUCGGGGAUUGCUCAUCGACUCCCAAUUCUAAAACAGCGGCUUCUGCAGCUGCCCAGGCUCCCGUUGUCUACCGGAAUAUGAUGGCCGUGAUGGAAGGUAAGUCCCCAAGUGCCUCGUACAAUGGUUAUGCCUCCUGCCCCCUCGUAACGGGCUACAAUUCCUGCAUUCUCGCUGAAUUUGAUUACAAUCUCCAACCGUUGGAGACAUUCCCAUUGCCCCAAAAUAAGGAACGCUGGAGCAUGUUUCUGCUCAAAAAGCACUUCAUGCCAUUCCUCUACUGGGAGCUAAUGCUCAAUGGAAUGUGGAAUGGUCCAGCAAUUGUGAGAAAAUUGCUUGAACCUCUCCGGAAGGAGAAGAAAACACUGUAAAAAUUCUGUGUAGAUUCUUUGUAUUUGCAUAAAAUGAAAUACAAAAUGACGUGCUUCCGCAAA
Molecule: messenger RNA, 1518 nt
Organism: Phlebotomus papatasi
Lineage: Eukaryota; Metazoa; Arthropoda; Insecta; Diptera; Psychodidae
Gene: Sqor
Product: sulfide:quinone oxidoreductase, mitochondrial
Exons: 3
Coding region: 103-1455 (450 amino acids)
Cellular component (GO): mitochondrion
Molecular function (GO): sulfide:quinone oxidoreductase activity; FAD binding
Source: RefSeq, a predicted model, not a curated record